AGUGCCCCUUGAUCCUGCCGGAAGUGCUUGUGAGGCAGCUGGCCCGAGGCGGCGGGGGCCCUGCGAGCGGGGCGGAGGGAGCGGCGCUGCCGGACGCUCCUGCUGCAAGAACUGCUGUUGAAAAGAAAGAAUUUUUUUUUAUAAGAAGAGAAUGGAUGGAGAAGAGAAGACGUACGGCGGGUGCGAGGGCCCGGACGCCAUGUAUGUGAAGUUAAUAUCCUCCGAUGGGCACGAGUUCAUUGUCAAAAGAGAGCAUGCCUUAACAUCAGGAACGAUAAAAGCCAUGUUGAGUGGACCAGGACAGUUUGCAGAAAAUGAGACAAACGAGGUGAAUUUUAGAGAGAUCCCAUCCCAUGUCCUAUCCAAAGUCUGCAUGUAUUUCACCUACAAGGUCCGCUAUACUAACAGCUCCACGGAGAUUCCCGAAUUCCCCAUCGCACCUGAAAUUGCACUGGAACUUCUGAUGGCUGCAAACUUCUUAGAUUGUUAAAUAAAAAAUAAAUUAUAAUUAAAAACAAAAACAAAAAAAAAAAAAAAACCAAACAAAAAAAACCACGAAAUGUAAAACUUUUUUCAGUAUUUAAUACAUGUAGUUGAGUUAGUCCCUUUUUUCCAGAUAGCAUGUUGCGUGUGUGCUGUGGGGAGCUGUGAGGGUCGCUGCGGAGGCGGGCGCCUUCAGGCCUUUUGCAGAAUAGCAAUCCUUCCGUUGAAAGUUUGUUUUUGCUGCUUGACACCAAUAAGGACCUUUUCACAAACUGAGACAAAUAAACCAAUCUGCCAAUUAGUAGAUGGCUACGCCUUAUCCUUUAGGUGCGCUAGAACUUUUUUUGCUUUUCAUCCCAACCACCGUAGAAAACGCCGGAGUUUAGUCUUAACGCUCUCUAAAAGGUAAUUAUCGUUCAAUACGAGUAGCUGGUUUUAGGGUUUCUGACUUUUUUUCUCCUUGUUAAAGUUUCUAAACAUCUGAACUUCAUCUGGGUUGUGAGGGGGCUGUCCUGGAGCGUGGUCACACCAACGGGGGCCGAGGUCUGUGUAAUGACAGCGCCGUUCUGUGCGGGCUGGAAGCGGAGGAUGUAGGAGAAUGCUUAAUGCUUUUAAUGCUUUUAAUUUAAAUCCUAGUGUAGACACGUGGAAAGGUAAAGGUGUUCUUGAUGCGCUUUGCUUUUCUAACCCCAAUUUUCCCUGUUAGUAAUUAAUUACAAACAUUGGAGUCACUGCUCUGUGCAGGAAGAUCCUACUGACAGUGGCUUUGAAGGGGAAAAAACGAGUGUGAAAAUCUGUGUAUAUUAUCUCCUGUAUAACAUAUAUUCCUAAUGUACUGUCACUUGACCUGAUACUGAUUUUAUAUGGUUUCAGUUCUGCUUUAUUUUUUCUUGUUGUGAUUGUAAAGUCUGUAUUUAAUCUCUAGAGUAGCGCUCGUUGACGUUUUGUAAGGUAGGACCCGAGAAGACAGCAGUUAUCCCCUCUGUUACCUCCCCCUGGGAUCCACGGACAAAGCCCCUGCAACGCGGAGGUCUUUUCUAUUUGAAGGAAAGGGCAUUAAGCAGAUGUUUAAGGAGCUGUUUUAUAAAUUUCAUAGGUAUUUUCAAUGUUUUUAUUAUGAAUAUUUUAGAGGAAAAGGAUCGGCGAGCCACUGCCCUAGUGCCGGAGUGGAACACGUCACCUCGUGGUAGUUGCCUGCACUAUCAGUUCUUUGUUCAAAACAAGGUUCCAUCAAGGAAAAAAAAAUAAUAAUAAUAAAAUUAAACUUGAGACAAGAA
This is a messenger RNA of Calidris pugnax (ruff), 1760 nucleotides long. It is a transcript of the gene ELOC, whose product is annotated as transcription elongation factor B (SIII), polypeptide 1 (15kDa, elongin C). The transcript is spliced from 4 exons. Bases 152 to 490 code for a protein of 112 amino acids. Gene Ontology annotation, cellular component: elongin complex. The record is from RefSeq and is a predicted model, not a curated record. Lineage: Eukaryota; Metazoa; Chordata; Aves; Charadriiformes; Scolopacidae. Gene Ontology annotation, biological process: ubiquitin-dependent protein catabolic process. Gene Ontology annotation, molecular function: protein-macromolecule adaptor activity.